AUGUCUACAAUGAUCAAUUCUUCAAAUCCUGCCACUGAUGUGUGUUCAAUAUGUUUGGGUGCAUUAGUACAACCAAACAUGGAUCUGUUUACAACUGCAUGUCAACAUCAGUUUCAUUUUGUUUGUUUGGCAAAAAGUGUUGAAGCACAGAAUCAUGAAUGUCCAUUGUGUCGAACUCGACUAGAUUCGUUGAGCAGUAUUAUACAUACCCCGGUACAAAGUACACCUAUACCAAUUCAAGUUCCUGCACAAGCUGCUGCUCCUGUUGCAUCAUCAUCAUCUACAGCUCCUGGGCUUUGGUUUACAUUAAAAAGAUCGCUUAACAAUGCGUUUAGUUGGAUGAGUAAGAGCUCAUCUUCGAAUUCGACUGAAGAUUUGGUCGACGAAGCAGUUGUUCGUGCUCUUUCGGCUCGUAUUCAAGGUGCUCGUCAAAGAGCAGCUAAUGGUACAACUGAACUAGCAUUGAUCACAGCUACAACUACAUUAGAAUUUGGUGGUCAAGUAUCAACACAAGCCUCCAAUAUCUAUGGAAUGGUAACACUUAAAUCACCUUCACUACUUCCAAUAACAGCUAGCGAAAAGGAACUCAAUGAAUUACGUGUUCCAAUUGAUCUCGUGUGUAUCGUUGACGUGAGUGGGUCAAUGGAAGGAGAGAAAAUUACAUUAUUGAAAAAGACUCUAGAUUAUAUUAUUGAUCAAAUGGGUCCACUCGAUCGAUUAGCUAUUGUUUCUUUUGAUACUGCAGCAUACAAUCGAUCGAAUGGUCUUAAUAUGAUGACACAUGCAAAACAACAAACUCUUCACAAUGCAGUAGCCCAAAGCAUACAUGCAGGUGGCGGCACUUAUAUCGGUUCUGGUCUCGAAAUGGGUAUUCAAAUGUUAACUAGUCGUCGAACAAAAAAUCCAGUUGGGGCUAUGCUUCUUCUCACCGAUGGUCAAGAUAAUCAACAUCAUGAUUAUUCUCAACUAAUGCAAACGCUACCUGAUGGUGUCGUUUGUCACACAUGGGAUGAUGCAAGACAUCGAGCAGCGUUACUCUCUCAAUUAGCAGAGCAGGGACAUGGAGGAACUUUUACCUUUAUUGAUCAAGUCGAUGCAAUUGCUCUUGCCUUUGCCACUGCUCUCGGUACUCUGUUCACAUGUGUUGCACAGAAUUUGAGUGUAAAACUCGAAUUCGAUAAUUCAUAUGCAGUUACACACUCGCAUUCUAUCUAUAGACAUGAACCUGUUCAAUUACCUUCUUCACAAGUCACAUUCAAACUUAAUGAUCUCAAUAGUGAAGAAAAUCGUAAUCUUGUCUUUCAAUUAAAUGUACCUGCACUUGUCGAACAAUCAAAUAAUAAUGAUAUCAUCGGUCAUGUAUCACUGAAAUACACUGACGCUAUUAAUAGACGUCAAAUUCAAACACCAGCGGUACCAUUUCUACUUGCACGUCCUGCUCAACUAGCUCCAGACUCACCAUUGCUUGUUGUGAACUAUGCAGUUGAUUUACAACGUAAUCGUGCCGAAACAAGUCGUGUUUUAAAAGAAGCAGUCAAUGAACCAAAUUAUGAACGUGCUCGAGAAUUAUUGAAUACACAAUUGGCAAAAAUUCGUGCAUCUGUUUCAGCUCAAGAUCCACUAUGUCAGCAAUUAAUACGUGAUUUGGAAUAUCACUAUACAAAUCCGUCUCAAUUUGCAACAACCAUGACCAAUAUGUAUAUGCAACAUGGACAAGAACGAUACACUUACUCAACGGCUACAACCAUGAGUGCAAAUUGUUAUAUGACAUCGGGUCAAGAACGUUUUCGAACGCUUGCAUCAAGAUAUAAAUAA
Molecule: messenger RNA, 1815 nt
Organism: Adineta steineri
Lineage: Eukaryota; Metazoa; Rotifera; Eurotatoria; Adinetida; Adinetidae
Source: the annotation of a GenBank genome assembly